Messenger RNA from Colletotrichum scovillei, 1551 nucleotides. RefSeq lists its product as uncharacterized. The coding region runs from base 1 to 1551 and encodes 516 amino acids. The transcript is spliced from 5 exons. Lineage: Eukaryota; Fungi; Ascomycota; Sordariomycetes; Glomerellales; Glomerellaceae. Gene Ontology annotation, biological process: carbohydrate transport; transmembrane transport. The record is from RefSeq and is a predicted model, not a curated record. Gene Ontology annotation, cellular component: membrane. Gene Ontology annotation, molecular function: carbohydrate:proton symporter activity.
AUGGGUCUUCUCACCAUCGUCGAAGAGAGGCCGACGCCGCCCUCGGUCUACAACUGGCGCAUCUACGUGUUGGCCGGCAUCGCGUCAUGUGGAUCUUGCAUGAUUGGCUACACGAGCGCCUUUAUUGGCACCACCAUCGGUCUCGACUCUUUCAAGGCCGAGUUCGACCUCACCAACAAGACGACCGCCGAGAGACACGUUAUCAGCGAGAACAUCGUCUCCCUCUUCGUUGCCGGCGCGUUCUUCGGUGCUCUCCUUACCUACUGCCUCAGUCACUUCAUUGGUCGCAAGCGUUGUUUGGCCAUCGGAGCAACCGUCUUCUCUUUGGGAGCGGCCUUGACCUGCGGCGCCAACGGCAACCUUGGACUCGGAAUUCUCUACGCUGGACGUGUCUUUUCGGGUUUGGGAACUGGAGUUGCUUCUAACAUUAUCCCCGUUUACAUCUCGGAACUCUCGCCGCCGGCUAUUCGUGGUCGUCUGGUCGGUCUCUACGAACUUGGCUGGCAGAUUGGCGGUUUGGUCGGAUUCUGGAUCAACUUCGGUGUUGAGAACAGUGUUCCCGUCGGCCGCUCGCAAUGGAUGAUCCCUUUCGCAGUCCAGCUGAUUCCUUCUGGUCUCCUUUUGGCUGGCUCCUUGUGGAUCCGUGAGUCUCCCCGAUGGCUCUUCCUCCACGACCAACGCAAGGAAGCCAUGGAGAACUUGUGCUGGAUCAGACAGUUGGAGCCCAAUGACGUUUACAUUACCGAGGAAAUUGCCGGUAUCGACAAGAUCUACGAGUCCACCAAGGCCACCGUCGGAUUUGGCUUCUGGCAGCCCUUCAAGGCCCUCGGUGCCCGUCCCUACCUGCAGUGGCGUCUGUUCUUGGGCUGCAUGCUGUUCUUCUGGCAAAACGGCUCCGGCAUCAACGCCAUCAACUACUACUCCCCGACCAUUUUCUCCACCGUCAUGACCUUUGUCUGGCUUCUGUUCCUCGUCGAUCAGCUCGGUAGAAGGAAGCUUCUUCUCAUUGGUGCCAUCACCGGUUCCCUCUGCAUGUGGGUUAUCGGAGGCUACAUCUGCAUCGUCGAGCCGACCAAGAACCCUCAAGACCACUUGACCGGCAGUGGUAUCGCUGCCAUCGUCUUCUUCUACCUCUGGACCGCCGUCUACACCCCUACCUGGAACGGUACACCCUGGGUUAUCAACUCUGAAUUCUUCGAUCCCAACUUCCGUUCCUUGGCAAGUGGUGCGACCACCGCCAGCAACUGGCUGUUCAACUUCCUUGUCUCCCGUUUCACGGAGCAGAUGUUUGCAGCCAUGGGAUACGGCGUGUACUUCUUCUUCGCCGCCCUGUCAUUCCUCGCCUUCUUCUUCGCCUUCUUCCUCAUCCCCGAGACGAGCGGUGUUCCCCUGGAGAAGAUUGACAGACUGUUCGAGAUCAAGCCCGUCUGGAGAGCCAACGAGACGUUGAUGGCCCAGCUGAGGGAAGAGGAGGUACAGUUCCGCACAGACAUCAAGGACGAGGUUAUUCACAAGGAGCAGGGCACGUCGUCGGAGUCGGACUCCCCAUGA